AAAGUGUCACUUCCAACCUGCAUGGUCUCAAACAGAGAACGGAGAAGAGCAACGGUCGGUAGUCGAGAUCGGCCGCUUCGCAGAAGAACCACACUAGAACCUGAACAGAAAAAAACUACUCAAAACCUGUCAGACCAUCGGAGAAGUGAACUCCAACAAACCUGAGAGAAAACGGAGCCUUUGUUUUCAGAAGCAGCAGGGAGCCGAACCGGAGGAAAGAUGAUGAGUUUUCUGCCAUACUUCUCCGCUGAGACCUGGACCCUCCUGGCCCUCCUCAUCACCCUCAUUGUAGUGGUCAAUGCAGCUGCAUCAGAUUCACAUCAGCUAUUUAACCCUUUCUGCUACGCUGAGUCUCCUCCUACACAUCUGAACAGACAAUACAACCCUGUGUGUUUCUCCUCUGUGAAGGAUCUAUGAUGGGAGGCAGUCUGUACCAUGUAGGAUCUAUGAUGGGAGGCAGCCUGUUCUGUGUACCAUGGACAAAAGCAUAAUCAAGACCGUCCUGAUUAAAGAGUGUUACAACAUCUUCAUCAACCGCAGGGACUUCCAUCUGAACGGUGAGAUGUUUGAUGCGUUGUCCGUUGCCGAGGACGAUACAUGGAGACGGAUCCGCAGUGUCCUCUCACCUUCCUUUACCUCUGGACGACUAAAAGAGAUGUUUGGUAUCAUGAAGCAGCACUCUGCUAACCUGCUGAACGGAAUGAAGAAGCAGGCAGAUAAAGACCAGACCAUCGAAGUGAAGGAGUUCUUUGGGCCAUACAGUAUGGACGUGGUCACCAGCACAGCCUUCAGUGUGGACAUUGACUCUCUGAACAACCCUUCAGACCCCUUCGUCUCCAACGUCAAGAAAAUGACCAAGUUUGACCUUUUAAACCCACUGUUCCUCCUAGUCUGUUUGUUUCCCUUCACUGGUCCUAUCUUGGAGAAGAUGAAGUUUUCUAUCUUCCCGACUGCGGUGACAGGCUUCUUUUACGCUUCGCUGAUUAAGAUCAAAUCUGGACGUGACACUGGGAACUCAACUAGUCGGGUGGAUUUCUUACAGCUGAUGAUCGACUCUCAGAAAGGCAGCGACACAAAGACAGGAGGGGAACAGACUAAAGGACUGACUGAUCAUGAGAUCUUGUCUCAGGCCAUGAUCUUCAUCUUCGCCGGCUACGAGACCAGCAGCAGUACUAUGAGUUUCCUGGCCUAUAACCUGGCAACCAAUCCCCACGUCAUGACCAAACUGCAGGAGGAGAUAGAUACUGUGUUCCCCAACAAGGCUCCAAUCCAGUACGAAGCUCUGAUGCAGAUGGACUAUUUGGACUGUGUGUUGAACGAGUCUCUGAGACUGUACCCCAUCUCACCGCGACUGGAGAGGGUCGCCAAGAAGACGGUGGAGAUUAACGGCAUCAUCAUCCCCAAAGACUGCGUUGUCCUGGUUCCCACGUGGACCCUCCACCGUGACCCAGAGAUCUGGUCCGACCCUGAGGAGUUCAAACCAGAGAGGUUCAGUAAGGAGAACAAGGAGUCUAUUGAUCCGUACACGUACAUGCCAUUUGGGGCGGGGCCCAGGAACUGUAUCGGGAUGCGCUUCGCCCUGAUCAUGAUCAAACUGUCCAUGGUCGAGAUCCUCCAGAGUUUCACUUUCUCCGUCUGCGACGAGACCGAGAUCCCGUUGGAGCUGGACAAGCAGAUUCUGCUGAUUCCAAAACGACCAAUCAAAUUGAGGCUGGAGCCCCGUAGCAACACCUCUAGCAACACCACCACCCUGAACAGUCCAACGACAUGAACCAAAUGGUCACCAAAUGUGGACAUGAUCCCGUUGGAGCUGGACAAGCAGAUUCUGCUGAUUCCAAAACGACCAAUCAAAUUGAGGCUGGAGCCCCGUAGCAACACCUCUAGCAACACCACCACCCUGAACAGUCCAACGACAUGAACCAAAUGCAGGAGUACCCUACCCUGGAGUAGCCUACCCUAACUACAGCACCCUACCUUAUCCUAGAGCACCCUACCCUGGAGUACUAUCGAUCGAUCACACCAUCUACCUAUAACUCUUUCUACUAGACCCUACCCUAGAACACAAACAGCACCCUACCCUACCCUAAAGUACCCUACCCUGAACACAAACAGCACCCUACCCUAAAGUACCCUACCCUAGAACACAAACAGCACCCUACCCUACCCUAAAGUACCCUACCUUAGAACACAAACAGCACCCUACCCUACCCUAAAAUACCCUACCCUAGAACACAAACAGCACCCUACCCUAAAGUACCCUACCCUAGAACACAAACAGCACCCUACCCUAAACUACCCUACCCUAGAACACAAACAGCUUCCUACCCUACCCUAAAGUACCCUACCCUAGAAAACAAACAGCUUCCUACCCUACCCUAAAGUACCCUACCAUAGAACACAAACAGCACCCUACCCUACCCUAAAGUACCCUACCCUAGAACACAAACAGCACCCUACCCUAAAGUACCCUACCCUAGAACACAAACAGCACCCUACCCUACCCUAAAGUACCCUACCCUAGAACACAAACAGCACCCUACCCUACCCUAAAGCACCCUACCAUAGAACACAAACAGCACCCUACCCUACCCUAAAGCACCCUACCAUAGAACACAAACACCACCCUACCCUACCCUAAAGUACCCUACCCUAGAACACAAACAGCACCCUACCCUACCCUAAAGUACCCUACCCUAGAACACAAACAGCACCCUACCCUAAAGUACCCUACCCUAGAACACAAACCGCACCCGACCCUACCCUAAAGUACCCUACCAUAGAACACAAACAGCACCCUACCCUACCCUAAAGUACCCUACCCUAGAAUACAAACAGCACCCGACCCUACCCUAAAGCACCCUACCCUAGAACACAAACAGCACCCUACCCUACCCUAAAGCACCCUACCCUAGAACACAAACAGCUUCCUACCCUACCCUAAAGUACCCUACCCUAGAAAACAAACAGCACCCUACCCUACCCUAAAGUACCCUACCAUAGAACACAAACAGCACCCUACCCUACCCUAAAGUACCCUACCCUAGAACACAAACAGCACCCUACCCUAAAGUACCCUACCCUAGAACACAAACAGCACCCUACCCUACCCUAAAGUACCCUACCCUAGAACACAAACAGCACCCUACCCUACCCUAAAGCACCCUACCAUAGAACACAAACAGCACCCUACCCUACCCUAAAGCACCCUACCAUAGAACACAAACACCACCCUACCCUACCCUAAAGUACCCUACCCUAGAACACAAACAGCACCCUACCCUACCCUAAAGUACCCUACCCUAGAACACAAACAGCACCCUACCCUAAAGUACCCUACCCUAGAACACAAACCGCACCCGACCCUACCCUAAAGCACCCUACCCUAGAACACAAACAGCACCCUACCCUACCCUAAAGUACCCUACCCUACCCUAAAGUACCCUACCUACCCUAAAGUACCCUACCCUACCCUAGAGUACCCUACCCUAGAGUAGCCUACCUUAACUACAGCACCCUACCCUAUCCUAGAGCACCCUACCCUGGAGGACCCUACCCUAGAACCCCCUACCUAGAAUACCCUACCCUACCCUAGACACCCUACCCUACCCUAAAGUACCCUACCAUAGAUCCCCCUACCCUGGAGGAACCUGCCCUCCCCUAGAGCACCAAACCCUAGAACACCCUACCCUAAACUAGAGUACCCUACCCUAGAACACCCUACCCUAGAGUACCCUACCCUAGAACACCCUACGCCACCUUGGAGAACCCUAACCCACCCUGGAGCACCCUACCCAAGAACACCCUACCCUAGAGUACCCUACCCUAGAGUACCCUACCCUAUCUAUCUAUCAUAUAUCUAUCAUAUAUCUAUCUAUCUAUCUAUCUAUCUAUCUAUCUAUCUAUCUAUCUAUCUAUCUAUCUAUCUAUCUAUCUAUCUAUCUAUCUAUCUAUCUAUCUAUCUAUCUAUCUAUCACUAUAUCACUAUAUCUAUCUAUUGGCAACUGAAUAUUCAGUCCUUACCCUAACCCUGCUAAAGGCUACUGAAUAUUAUUCAGUCCUGACCCUGCUAUAGACUACUGAAUAUUCAGUCCUAACCCUGCUAUAGACUACUGAAUAUUCAGUCCUGACCCUGCUAUAGGCUACUGAAUAUUCAGUCCUGACCCUGCUAUAGGCUACUGAAUAUUCAGUCCUGACCCUGCUAUAGGCUACUGAAUAUUCAGUCCUGACCCUGCUAUAGACUACUGUUUAUUCAGUCCUUACCCUAACCCUGCUAUAGGCUACUGAAUAUUCAGUCCUGCCCCUGCAGCUGAUUAUAGUUACUACUUAAUAUAAUAUGAUAAUAAGACUGCGUUCACAAUGACUGUAUGAUAUGUCAGUUCAAUCAGAAAUUACAUUUAAAAUGGCACAUAGCUGACAAAGCGCUGGGAUUGAAUCCUGGUCUCAGUCUCAUGCUUGGUUUGAGUAGGACUCAGAAACCCAUUUCCACCAGAUAAAAGAGAGAUAGUAAUACUAUGGAUGCCUUAGAGGUACAUGUCUUGUUAAAGUUAGACACCAGGGGGUAGUAAUCCAUGGCAUGAUGUCAUGUCUGGAACAUGCACACUACUGGCUGGUGGCUGGAAUUCUCCUAGAAUGUAGAACUCUAGCUGGUGUUCUCUAGAACUGUACUCUCAUUCUGUUCCUCUGGGUGUUCUGCUGUCCAGUCAUUCCAAAAUAGAAUCUUUACUGUCUGUUGAGAUGAUCCCUGCAGCUGUUUGGUUUUAACUUUAAUCAUCACAAACCAAUAAAAUCAUCACACUAAUGAA
This is a messenger RNA of Oncorhynchus kisutch (coho salmon), 4802 nucleotides long. Its product is annotated as cytochrome P450 3A27-like. Bases 476 to 1771 code for a protein of 431 amino acids. Gene Ontology annotation, molecular function: steroid hydroxylase activity; iron ion binding; heme binding. NCBI's taxonomy places the organism in Eukaryota, Metazoa, Chordata, Actinopteri, Salmoniformes, Salmonidae. The record is from RefSeq and is a predicted model, not a curated record. The transcript is spliced from 13 exons.